CCCAACACCCUCUUAACGACGUCUUUCUCUUUUCCGAGACAUAUUCUUUGUUUUCCUACCAUCUUGCCAUCUCACCAUCUCCAAAGGCCCCCUAUCCUGACAAGGAUCCUCUCGCGCUCUGGCAGAUUCUUUGCCUCGGCCUCGGUGGCAAGCCUCCCACCUGAGAUCUCCCGCAAGAUCUAACGACCAUGAGCGCCAUCUUGUCGGCGGAUGAUCUCAACGACUUCAUAUCGCCCGGUGUCGCCUGUAUCAAACCGAUCGAAACCCUCCCCAAAGAUGACAACUCCAACCCCUACGAAGUCACUACCGAAGACAAAGUCCAAGCCUCUAAUCCUGCCCCCGCCUCCAUCUCCUUGACCGAUUGCCUCGCGUGCUCCGGUUGUGUCACUUCGGCGGAAGCUGUCCUCGUUUCUCUACAGUCGCACACCGAAGUCCUCAAUACCCUUGACUCAUUCCCAUCCUUGGAUUUGAACCACCUCAAGGCCUAUCAGGAUGGCCUUUCAAACGGACAUGGCGCACCUCCGGCGGAUGCCAAAGUGUUUGUCGCUAGCAUCGCGCCCCAAGUCCGAGCCAGCAUCGCCGCCACCUUUGGCAUAUCCGAAACCAAAGCAGGAUUUAUGAUCGAACAAUUUCUCAGUGGUUCACAGGGGCUACGGAUAGGCGGACAACAAAACAGCGGAUUUACCUACAUUGUCGACACCAACAAGAUGCGCGAAGCCUGUCUCGUACUAGGAGCAGAAGAGGUGGCGAGUGCUUUGGCGGACAAAUCGAAGCCUAAGCCAGUCCUGACCUCGGCUUGUCCAGGUUGGAUCUGCUACGCAGAGAAAACACAUCCUCAUAUUCUACCACAUCUGUCCGCACUCAAGUCACCCCAAGCUCUGUCAGGAACCCUUCUCAAGUCCGUCUUGAGCAAGACUCUUGAUAUUCACCCCUCGCAGAUCUGGCAUCUGGCCAUCAUGCCUUGCUUUGACAAGAAACUUGAAGCCAGCCGACAAGAACUGACCGAUCAAUCAUGGGCGUCUCCAGACCUUCCUGGACAAGGCCCCAUUAGGGACGUUGAUUGCGUUAUAACCUCUCGCGAACUUCUGUCCUUGGCUUCUGCGCGUGGUAUCGAAUUGUCAUCAUUGCCCCUCAGCCCUCUGUCAGCUGCGGAUCGCAUCCCUUUCCCUGAUUCCAAACUGUCCAAAUUCCUGUUCCCCAAACGCCGGCCGAGGGAGGAGCAAUCUGCCGCCGCAGGCUCAUCAGGAGGCUACCUCUAUCAUGUCCUUCGGUCCUUUCAGACAAGCCACCCCGGCAGCACCAUUUCAGUACAGCGCGGGCGCAACGCUGACGUUGCCGACUACACCUUGAUCUCCGAGGACGGUCGGCCCAUUAUGAAAUGCGCCCGGUAUUAUGGGUUCCGCAACAUUCAGAAUCUCGUGCGCAAGUUGAAGCCUGCCAGGCAAUCGAAAUUGCCAGGGGCUGCCAGGCGAAAUGCGGCAGCCGCGGCAAACACCGGGAGUGAAUACGCGUAUGUCGAGGUCAUGGCCUGCCCUGGUGGUUGUACCAACGGCGGAGGCCAGAUCAAAGUCGAAGACGCCGCGAAUGUACUACCAGCCACCAGAGGCGAGACCACUGAAGGAGUGGUUGCGGGUAGUACGGCAACGCCGCAAGCCCAGAAAGAGUGGCUCGCCAGAGUGGAUGAGGCAUACUAUUCAGCAGAUUCCUCUGAAGAAGAGAUGACCAAUGGUCACAAAGAGGAGGAAGGGGAGGAUGUGGUUAUGACUAACGGUGACGCGCAUGAUGACGAUCAUGGAUCCCAGCCCAGUACAAUGGUGAACGGCAUCAAUGUAUCGCAGGUCCAGAGCAUGCUGGCAUACUGGGCAGACUUGGUACAGGUACCGGUGCAAACACUUGCCUACACGACAUACCGCCAGGUUGAGAGUGAUGUGGGCAAAACCAAGGCCAAGAAUAUGAAUGAUACGGAACGCAUUGCUCAGAUUGCCGGUAUGAGCGGUGGAGGAUGGUAGGAUACAGAUGAUCUGAUUCGCCGUUAUAAACUGCAUAUGUUCACGAGAGAGAGGGUCAUCAUCAUAAAGACACUGCAUGUAUAGAACAAGAUACCCACGAUAAUGACAAAGUUCGAUAUUGUUCAGGAAGCCAAGUGGUAGUUUGUCUAACCAGAAUCAAGUCAUUUCC
Exophiala mesophila is the source of this 2178-nucleotide messenger RNA. RefSeq lists its product as uncharacterized. The transcript has a single exon. Lineage: Eukaryota; Fungi; Ascomycota; Eurotiomycetes; Chaetothyriales; Herpotrichiellaceae. Gene Ontology annotation, biological process: iron-sulfur cluster assembly. The record is from RefSeq and is a predicted model, not a curated record. Gene Ontology annotation, cellular component: cytosolic [4Fe-4S] assembly targeting complex. Gene Ontology annotation, molecular function: 4 iron, 4 sulfur cluster binding. The coding region runs from base 189 to 2009 and encodes 606 amino acids.